UCCAUUCAGGAAAAUCAAAUGAAAAUAAACAAAAUCUGCGUCUUCAUAAACAAAUAUCGUGCCAAUGACUUGGACAGACAGGGGAGCCAACAUAACGCCAUAGGUGCUAUUCGAUGAAAUGCACUAUACGUCCACCGACCAGAAAAAAAAGAUUGGUGGUAUUGGUGUACUUAAUUAUUGUCUGUGAUUGUAAAAAAAAGCUAAUAUUUAUUUUCAAAAUAUUUUCUUUUCGAAUACAGAAUUAUUCGAAAUUGUUGUAGUGCAAAAUGAUCCACAGUUUGUUUAUAAUAAAUCCCUCUGGUGAUGUAUUUCUCGAAAAACAUUGGAGGAGUGUCAUUCCAAGAUCAGUAUGUGAUUAUUAUUUGGAAGCACAACGGGCAUCUCCAUAUGAUGUCCCACCAGUACUCGCAGCGCCUCAUCACUAUUUGAUCUCCAUACAGAGAGGAGGGGUGGCACUUGUUGCAGUCAGCAAGCAAGAGGUGGCCCCCUUGUUUGUGAUUGAAUUCUUGCACAGGGUUGUUGAUACAUUCCAGGAUUAUUUCUCAGACUGUACUGAAACCAUUAUAAAGGAAAAUUAUGUAGUUGUUUAUGAGCUGUUAGAUGAAAUGUUGGACAACGGUUUUCCCUUAGCUACGGAAAGCAACAUUCUCAAAGAAUUAAUCAAGCCUCCCAACAUAUUGAGGACAAUUGCUAACACUGUGACUGGAAAAUCAAAUGUUUCAUCCACAUUGCCCUCUGGUCAACUAUCGAAUGUCCCGUGGCGACGGUCAGGCGUUAAGUAUGCCAAUAAUGAAGCAUACUUCGACGUGAUAGAGGAAGUUGACGCCAUCAUAGACAAGAGUGGGGCGACCGUUUCCGCUGAAAUACAAGGAUAUAUCGAUUGCUGCAUUAAAUUGAGUGGGAUGCCGGAUUUGACGCUAACGUUUAUUAACCCUCGGUUAUUCGACGAUGUUUCAUUUCAUCCCUGCGUUCGAUUCAAACGUUGGGAGUCCGAAAGAAUACUAUCCUUCAUUCCCCCGGAUGGCAGCUUCCGUUUGAUGUCAUAUCAUAUUGGAUCGCAGAGUGUAGUAGCCAUUCCUAUCUACGUUAGACACAACCUGACAUUGAGAUCGAAUGGAGACCAGGGGAGACUAGAUCUGACUGUAGGACCUAAGCAAACUAUGGGAAGAACCUUAGAAAAUGUAGCACUAGAGAUCUGCAUGCCAAAAUGCGUGCUGAAUUGCUCGCUCACGGCGAACCAGGGCAAGUACUCCUACGACCCGGUCAGUAAAGUGCUGCUAUGGGACAUCGGCCGCAUCGAGCUGCCCAAGCUGCCUAACAUUCGAGGAAGUGUAUCGGUGGCAUCGGGCGCGGACACUACCGGUGCGAAUCCUAGCAUCAACGUGCACUUCACGAUCCCACAGCUGGCCGUGAGCGGGCUGAGAGUGAGCCGGCUAGACAUGUACGGCGCUAAGUACAAGCCCUUCAAGGGCGUCAAGUACGUCACCAAGGCGGGGAAGUUCCAUGUUAGAAUGUGAAUCGUGUGAAGCCCAACGUUGGCCCAAUGCGUUUGACGAGUGCCGGCCAAUGUGGGAACGCUGUUUGUGAAAUUCGAAAAACACUUUAGUGAUUUUAAGCUUAUUUCGUGGUUUAACGACAUUUUAUAUUGAAGAUACUACGAUACUUAAUAUUUUAACUGCCGAUAUUUCGACUCAGUUGCUGGCAUGGGGACAGUAAAGAGCCGAUUAUUAUUAUUAUCUUGUUUGUAAAGAAGCAAUUUCUGAGCAAGUGAGAGAAAAGAUUUUUAUUUAUGUUUAAAUUCCAAGUCAGAAAGAAGCAUGAAAGCUCUAUUAUCACAUUAUUUUUUAUUGGUUUUGUAAUGUAAAAAAAUCAUAUCUUACUUACUCGUAAUCUGUAAAUAAGCUUAAAUAGAUAGUGAUAAUUCUAUUGUUAAUAAAAAAUAUUAUCUGGCUUUA
Molecule: messenger RNA, 1955 nt
Organism: Maniola jurtina (meadow brown)
Lineage: Eukaryota; Metazoa; Arthropoda; Insecta; Lepidoptera; Nymphalidae
Gene: carmine
Product: AP-3 complex subunit mu-1
Exons: 10
Coding region: 267-1517 (416 amino acids)
Biological process (GO): endocytosis; intracellular protein transport
Cellular component (GO): clathrin adaptor complex; cytoplasmic vesicle
Source: RefSeq, a predicted model, not a curated record